Messenger RNA from Ylistrum balloti, 1810 nucleotides. Its product is annotated as probable thiopurine S-methyltransferase. The record is from RefSeq and is a predicted model, not a curated record. Lineage: Eukaryota; Metazoa; Mollusca; Bivalvia; Pectinida; Pectinidae. The transcript is spliced from 9 exons. The coding region runs from base 207 to 1016 and encodes 269 amino acids. Gene Ontology annotation, molecular function: thiopurine S-methyltransferase activity.
AGGUCAAAAAUUAGGCUGUUAUGAAAGCUGACAGGUAGACUUAAAAGCCUCCUGUGUGUUUUCUUUGUGGUUCAUAUCCUGGUAAGCUCCUGGACCAACGAAUUCACUGUGAAGCACGGAAUAAAAUCAAAGCUGUGUAGCAUUUGAAAAAGAACAAAAGCUGUGCACGCCUGGAGACUCUCCCAAAUUGGAUAAGACGUGCCUGCAUGUAUACGAAGUGCGUACGUGUAUUUCCCAUCCGAUUGCUUAGGACCACCCCACUUUUUAAGAAAGAAAUGUCCAGCCCUUCAUCGUCUAGUGACACCGAAGAUUCAGUCGUGUCAGCAGCAAAGAAACCAAAGUUCACUGUCGUUGAUGUAGAUGGAUGGCAAAAGAGAUGGACAGAAAGAAAAAUUGGAUUUCACCAAGAAGCUGUUCAUCCUUACUGGGAGAAGUACAUGGAUAACAUUCUAGACAACCGUGAAAACACCAACAUUUUCUUCCCACUUUGUGGUAAAUCAGUGGAUAUAAAAUGGCUGUCUGACAAGGGACACAAUGUUGUUGGAGUGGAAUGCUCAGCUAUGGCUCUUGAGGAAUUCUUCGAGGAACAAAAAGUAGAGUAUACAAAAGAAACUGCAGAGGAAGUCAAAGGAUCUCUCUUUCAGAGCAAAGAUGGAAAGAUUAAACUAUACUGCUGCGACAUUUAUGAUUUCAACAAAGACGUUGCUGGCCAGUUUGAUGUUAUUUGGGACCGAGCGUCAUUGGUGGCCAUCAAUCGAAGUGACAGAGUAAAGUAUACUGAUCUUCUGAAGGGUCUGAUGAAACCAGAAUGUUGUCUAGCACUGGUCACUCUUGAAUAUGAUGAAACAAAAUAUGCUGGACCGCCACAUAAUGUCUCUGAGGACCAAGUGAUGGAGCUGUAUGACAAGACACACAGUGUGAAGUUGGUGGAAACAUUGGAUGGCUUGAAGGAGAGACACAAAAACUGGGGGAUCAGUGCACUAGAGGAAAAACUUUAUCUGAUUAGAAAAAUAUAAUUAUUUUGUGUCCUUGACUCUGAUUGAUAGUGAUUCAUUAAAGAAAGGCUCUGAAAGCAAUGUCUUUGUAAAGAGUUGCAAGAAAUCAAGGAAAAAGUUCAAACAUUCUAAUCCAGAAUUAUUGGCUUAUUUCAAUAAGUCGUGGACAGGUUCAGAUUGAAAACACAACUAUAUUACCAGUAUAUGGACAGAUUUUGAUCCAACAUCCAGAGAUUACAGUGGAUAAUUUCUAAUGAAAGUUAAUACUUCAGCAGGUCAUGAAACACGUCUCAGGGUGACCUACUGAAAUUCCCUUUUGUCUGGUGUCAUGCGUCGUACUCUUCACUAUAUAUCUAUAGGUUUUGAGAAAUACAAGCUAUUCCAUAUAUGUUUUAGGAAGUACUGGUCACUAUAUACAAGUUUUAGAAAAGUUGAGGAGAACUGAAGUAAUCAGAAAGAUGUCUUUUUUUAUAUCAAUGUGAUGCCUUAGAACUUUGAUAUCUUCACCUUAGGUUCAGCAUAACAUGGUAGAGAUUUUAUUAUUCCAGCUGUUUGUUUACUACUAUAUACAGGAAGUAAAACAUAGACAUAUAUUUGUUUUCAAUUGAAUGCCAAUUAUAUUUCACUCAAACAGCCAAGUAUGUUUUAUUGUUACAGUAUUUUAAGGUACAGGAUUUUAUUUUCCACAGCUGCAUUGUUCGAAAUAUGUUUUAGGUGUCAUAAAAAUAUCUCAGGUGCAUUAUCCAGAAAUGUGUUCCAUGAAUGUGUUGUUACUAUAUUACAUAUAAAUUUCAAUAAAUAAUUUGAAUAAUUAA